This is a messenger RNA of Aspergillus calidoustus, 1528 nucleotides long. NCBI's taxonomy places the organism in Eukaryota, Fungi, Ascomycota, Eurotiomycetes, Eurotiales, Aspergillaceae. The record is from the annotation of a GenBank genome assembly.
AUCAAAUCCUAUACAUUAACGGGCAUGCGCCUCGACGGAGUUAACAGCCUCCCGUCGUUCCGAUCUGGAAAAGCCCUAGUGCGAUCUUACCUCCGGGACCAUAGCUCCGGAAUCGAUGCCAAGUAUACGGAGCCCGGGGGUUUUCGCGAGCUCUGAUUUGUAGGACGUACUCGCUGCUCUCGCUCUUACUACGGUCUAGGCACCGCUGAUGGAUUGUGCUAUCCACAGAACGGAGCCUUCUGGCUCCUAUAUAAACCGUGCUGUGGACACAUCACUAUUCCUUCCAUUUCUCUUCUCAUGUACUUUGCAUACUUAGUACUUACUUUACAGAUCACUAAGCAUCCUACAAGGAUCGCACCCACCCUCUCUGCUCCUUGCGCAAUACCGAUUCCCUUAUCAUGGGCUCCUUCUUCUCAAGCCCUCUACCUCUCCCAUCCCCCAACUCCCUUCAUGGAAGAACACUCCUCAUAACCGGCUCAAACACGGGUCUCGGCUUUGCAACGGCCCAGCACGCCCUCUCCCUCGGCGCAAGCACACUGAUCCUCGCCGUGCGCUCUGUCUCGAAGGGUCUCGAAGCCAAGACGCAGCUCUUAUCUACUCCAGAUCUCGUCGACAAAGAGAAGAAGGGCGAGAUAUGCAUACUUGUCUGGGAACUUGAUCUCGAGUCAUUUGACAGUGUGAGGAGUUUCGUCGCGAAGGCGAAGAGAUAUGUAUACGAGGAAGACGGAAGCCUUGAUAGUGCCGUGAUGAACGCGGGCCUUGCAAGUGUGCAUUGGGGAACCACAGUGGAUGGAUGGGAGAGAUCCUUGCAGGUGAAUGUUCUCUCAACUACAUGGCUCGCGUUGGAGUUGGUGCCACUGCUACUAAAGUCGAGGGGGAAAUCCGCCUCAGAGGAAGAGCCAGACUGGAAACCUCAUCUCACGAUACUAGCCAGCGAUAUCCACAGAUCCGCGCACUUUACCGAGCGAGACUCUGAAAACAUCCUCGCCGCCCUCAACGACCAUGAGACAUGGGCGGAAUCCCAAGGCCUAGGUGGCCCCACGGAGCGCUACGCAGUGACGAAAUUGCUAGAUAUCUACAUCACGCGCGAGAUCGCGCGUCUUGCCCCCCGGGGCGAGAACGGGGACCCUGCUGUGAUUGUCAACUGCGUCGCGCCGGGAUUCUGCAAGUCGAAUUUGCUCUCGAGGGAGGAGGGGAUUCCCUGGAUCAUCAAGGUCGUGCAGUGGCUUACGGCAAGGAGGGUGGCGGAGGGGAGUAAGACUAUUAUUGAUGCUGUUGUGAGUGGGGUAGAGAGUCAUGGGGGUUGGAUUGAGGACUUGGUUGUUCGGGAGCCAGGGGAGAUUGUGACUGGGCCGGGGAUGAAGAGGGUGCAGGAGAAGGUUUGGGGGGAGAUACUGGAUGUUUUGAACAGGGUUGAACCAGGGAUUUGGACAGAGUAUUGAGUAUGUUUGUCCGCUAGCGUAGUACUCACUGAACGAUAUGACCACGUAAAUAGACUGUUAUCUAACUAUACAUCCAACCGAGCAGC